Neurospora hispaniola is the source of this 1806-nucleotide messenger RNA. Its product is annotated as methyltransferase domain-containing protein. The coding region runs from base 1 to 1806 and encodes 601 amino acids. The transcript has a single exon. NCBI's taxonomy places the organism in Eukaryota, Fungi, Ascomycota, Sordariomycetes, Sordariales, Sordariaceae. The record is from RefSeq and is a predicted model, not a curated record.
AUGACGGUCGACUUUACUGCGAGGCCGGAAAGGCCUCUUCCAUACUCGGAUGAUUUUUCAUCUGCAGACCAAUAUGUCGACAGCCUGCUGGACUUUGCGACCAAUUCCCACCUUUUCCAGUUUCUCUGUGGUGGUGUCCACAUUCUUGACUUCUUCACCAGCGAGCCCGGCCUAUUUGUCUCUGCCGUUCCCAAGGAAUGGCAGGACUACCUGGUGCAGACCGAGCCCAUGGUCCUCUUGGAUUUCUUGAUGAGAGAUGAUCUUGACACACUUGCCGCGCAAACUGGCCCCGGACAGCCUCCCGAGACGCUGAUUCAAUAUGUCAAGGACAUCAGGAAACUUUCGUUACGACGCUCCUUCCAGCCCAGCAAGCCAAAACUACCAGUGCUUCCUCGGCAGGUAGCUUUGGGAAUGAACACCAAGAAAGUUCACGAAGUCACUCACUUUUCCGGAUACAUCGACAGGCUCUCGGAGGACGUCGCUCGGGUUAGGGGAAAGGAACUGACGCACUUGGUAGACUUUGGCAGUGGCCAGAAUUAUCUAGGCCGCGCUCUGGCGAGUCCUCCGUACAACAAGCAUAUCGUUGCCGUGGAGAGUAAGGAGGCCAACACAGCAGGCGCCAAGGAUCUCGAUAUCUUGUCUGGUUUAGCUGAGCGGGAGAAGAGAAUCCGCAACAAGAAGCUCUACCACCGCAUCAUGGAAAGUGUAGAUCCGUCAGAAGCCAAUGAUGAAGAGGCACUGAAGCGCGCCGCAAAGGCACUGGGUGUGACAGACGAAGAUAUUGCUACCAUUGAUCUCCGAUCGAGAAAGGAGCUUCAGGCCACUUAUGCGCGGGAGGAAGGAAAGGGCAGCAUUGAGUACGUCGUUGCCAAGUUGGGAGAUGCCGACUUGGCCCCUGUGAUCUCCCAGCUGGAGUACACGGAAACCCACAGCGAGGAUGAUCUCAGCAUGAUGGCUGUGUCCAUCCACUCAUGUGGCAACCUCUCUCACUACGGCAUCCGGUCCAUGGUUCUGAACUCGUCCAUCCACGCUGUUGCAAUCGUGGGUUGCUGCUACAACCUUCUCACCGAAAAGCUGGGUCCUCCGACUUUCAAGCCUUGCUUCAGUCGGCCGACCCUUCAGCCAUUGAAUGCACGUGUUGUCAGGGAGUCCGAGAGACGAGAUCCCCAGGGUUUCCCCAUGAGUGAGAAACUCUCCACCUACAAUGACCAAGGCAUCCGACUCAACAUCACAGCGCGUAUGAUGGCGUGCCAAGCACCCGGGAACUGGACCGACAAGGAGAGUGAUGCCUUCUUCACCCGCCACUUUUACCGUGCCGUCUUGCAAAGGAUAUUCCUCGACAAGGGGGUCAUUUCCAAGGUCUACCACGGGCCAAGCGAUGGCGAGGACGAGGGCGAGGAUGGCAACGAGAGCCCGUUCAACUUCAGCACCAACCCCGUCGUGAUCGGCUCACUCAGGAAGCAAUGCUACACCUCGUUCAGCGCCUACGUCCGCGGAGCGAUCACGAAGCUGACGACCAACACGGACUUUAGCCAGUACAGCCAGAUUGUACGCGAGAAGCUGAGCGACAUCACCGACGAGGAGAUUGCCAAGUACGAGGCCGCGUACCUGCCCCGAAAGCGGGAGCUUAGCGCAGUCUGGAGCCUGAUGGCCUUUAGCGCGUGCGUUGUUGAGUCCCUUAUCGUGACUGACCGGUACCUGUUCCUCAAGGAACAUUCCGAUAUCGUUCGCGACUGCUGGGUGGAGACAGUAUUUGACUAUGGCCAGAGCCCUCGAAAUCUCGUCGUCGUGGGUAUCAAGAAAUAA